Messenger RNA from Diorhabda carinulata, 580 nucleotides. Its product is annotated as pupal cuticle protein G1A-like. The coding region runs from base 1 to 495 and encodes 164 amino acids. The transcript has 3 exons. NCBI's taxonomy places the organism in Eukaryota, Metazoa, Arthropoda, Insecta, Coleoptera, Chrysomelidae. The record is from RefSeq and is a predicted model, not a curated record.
AUGGCAUUCAAAGUAAUAAUUUUCGCUGCCUUUUUGGCAUUCGCCAACGCCGGAUAUAUCGGAGAAGCACCAGUAGCUGCUUACUCCCCAGUAGUUUCAAGCUACGCCGCAGCUCCAGUUUUAACAGCACCCGGUGCCGUAUCAAAAUCCUACGUACAAACCUACACCAGCCAUCCGACACCAGUAGUCAAAGCUCCCAUCGUAUCCACUUAUUCCGCUCCUUUGGCACUCCCAAAUCCAGUCGUAUCCACUUACUCCGCACCGCUCGUUUCCAAACAAAUUGCUCCAGUUACUUACGCGGCACCAGUUUAUUCUAGCUACUCCGCACCGAUCGUAGCUAAACAAUAUGCACCUGUAUCGUACGCAGCACCGGCUCCAGUAUUGUCGGCGUAUUCUGCACCGUUUGCAGCUAAAUCCGUAGCUCCUCUCGCUUACGCCGCCCACGCUCCAGUUAUUUCUUCAUACUCUGCAGGUCCGGCUUUACACCACUUGUAAAUAAUAAUUACAUAAUGUUGAUGUGAUUUAUUUAUUGAAAAAUAAUAGUUUAAAUUUUGAAAUAUAUAUUGAAUAACAGUAUAAG